GUGCCGUGUGCCUGUAUAAGUGCUGGUGUUAGGGCAGGGUUGGACCUGCGGUGAGAGAUUUAUUGGAAGAAAAGCCCACAACUGGAAGCAAACCACGAUUGAAGAUGAGGGAACAGCAGCAAGUGAACCAGCCCAAGGACUGAGAGAACCGACUGGAGAGAAACUCUUCUGACUCAGGGUUUCCAUUGAUUCAUUCAGGAGCAAGUUUGGUUAAAAAUGACAAGGAAUUUGUCUACGGGAAUCUUGAACACAGGGUGCUCGUUUUGCUGUCCCUGUCCAGAUAUUUAAGAAGUGGAGCAAGGGAUUCACUCGAUCAUCCUUCCUGCUCAGAUUGUGGGGAGGAAUUCACUCGAUCAAUAGACUGAACGGGCACGCCCGUCAGUUUACAGAGGGGAAAGGCUGUUCACCUUUUCAAACUGGGGAUUCGUGAAGAUAAAUCAGCAAGUUCACACUCGGACAAGGUCAUUCACCUGUUCUGUGUGUGAGAAAGGAUUCAGUCGGUCUUCCUACCUGUGGACACACCAGUCAGUUCACACUGGGCAGCGGCUGGUCAUCUGCUGAAUUUGUGGGGACGGAUUCACUCGAUCAUCUGACCUAAUGGCUCACCAGCGAGUUCACACCAGGGAGUGGCCCUUCACCUGCUCUGACUGUGGGAAGGGAUUCACAUCAUCAUAUUUCCUACUGAGGCACAAGUCAGUUCACACCGGAGAGUGGCCAUUCACCUGCUCAGUCUGUGGGAAAGGAUUCACACAGUCAUCUCACCUACUGAGACACCAGUCAGUUCACACUGGAGAGUGGCCAUUCACCUGCUCAGUCUGUAGGAAGGGAUUCGCUCAGUCAUCUGAACUGAAAGUACAUCAGAGAGUUCACACUGGGGAGAGGCCAUUCACCUGCUCAGACUGUGGGAAGGGAUUCACAACGUUAGCUAGCCUACAAGCACACCAGCGAGUUCACACUCGGGAGAGGCCGUUUACCUGCUCAGUGUGUGGGAAGGGAUUCACUCAGUCAUCUCAACUGAAGGUACAUCAGCGAGUUCACACUGGGGAGAGGCCGUUCACCUGCUCAGUUUGUGGGAAGGGGUUCAUUUGCGCAUCCCACGUACUGAGACACCAGUCAGUACACACCGAGGCGUGGGCAUUCACCUGCUCAGAGUGUGGGAAGGGAUUCACUGAAUCAUCCUCCCUACAGAGACACCAGUCAGUUCACACUGGGAAGUGGCGGUUCACCUGCUCAGACUGUGGGAAGGGAUUCAAUCGGUCAUCUCACCUACUGAGACACCAGUCAGCCCACACAGGGAAAGGGCCAUUCACCUGCUCAGAUUGUGGGAAGGGAUUCACUCAGUCAUCUCUACUGAAGAUACAUCGGCGAGUUCACACUGGGGAGAGGCCAUUCACCUGCUCAGACUGUGGGAAGGGAUUCAUUUUGUCAUCCCAACUGAAAGUGCAUCAGCGAGUUCACAUUGUGGAGAGGCCAUUCACCUGCUCAGAAUGUGGGAAGGGAUUCACACAGUCAUCUCACCUAUUAAGACACCAGUCAGUUCACACCGGAGAGUGGCCAUUCACCUGCUCAAUCUGUGAGAAAGGAUUCACACAGUCACAUCGCCGACAGAAACACCAGUCAGCCCACACAGGGAAAUGAUCGUUCACCUACUCAGUCUGUGGGAAGGAAUUCACUCAUUCAUCUCAACUGAAGUUACACCAGCGAGUUCACACUGGGUAGAGGCCGAUCACCUGCUCAGACUUUGGGAAGAGAUUCUCUCAGCCAAAUGUGCAUCAUUGAGUUCACACGGGGGAGAGUCCGUACACCUGCUGACAAUGUGGGAAGCGAUUCACUUAGUCAUCUAACCUUAUGUUGGCAGCUUAAUAUUGGGGUGAUAGCCCCCCAGCCCGGUCAAACUUAAGAAAUCUCGUUUGGGUGGAUGCUGUGUGAUGUGUCCCAUGUUACAAAUAAAUACCCUGAAAUAACUAAACAGUACACAAUAUGUGAUUAAACGACUGAGCCUUAUAAGUCUUACUUUAACUCUUUCCAUUCACGUUUUCUCAUCUCAACGCAUCAAAAGAGCACAAAAUUCUCUCUUCCAGACUCACAAGAAAGAACAUUUCUGUCAUUGGAUAGCCCUGCACGCCUAAUCUCUGUUAUCUCUAGUCUUAACCUAAACAUUGCUGCUACAGAGAAACCAUUACCUCAGCAGUGAAACAUUGCAGAGAGGCCAUUACAUGAGCAAUGAAACCUUGCAGCAUGUUGCACCUGCAGAGUUCUCAGAUUAUUAAUGUUAACUGCAUAUAUAAAAUGGCUUCUCUGUGGCACUAUAAUGAAAUGACUUCUUUGUAGGUACCUGAUGAGGUAAUGUUCUGUUUAGUUGAAAUGUUUGGGUUAUAAUUAUUGAUAACAGAGGAACUAACCAAUGGAAGCAAUGUUGUUCCCUCUGUAUGUGUGGGAACCUGGAUUGAGUGUGCGGGUUUGUCGGGAGGAGAACCGAAGAGGAAGGACGUGCUGGACAAGCUCUGGUCAACCACUGAGGUUGGUCCCAGGCGGCAGGCCGUGGAGGUCGGAGAUCGAACGGUGGAAUGAAGGCUUCGAUAAUUGAGCUCCAACGAUUUUUUGGCUCCUUCUUCUUUCCUUGUAUAUUGUAUGACUUAAUUACCUAACUCCAGUAAGA
This is a messenger RNA of Hypanus sabinus (Atlantic stingray), 2659 nucleotides long. Its product is annotated as zinc finger protein 239-like. Gene Ontology annotation, biological process: regulation of transcription by RNA polymerase II; central nervous system development. Gene Ontology annotation, molecular function: RNA polymerase II cis-regulatory region sequence-specific DNA binding; DNA-binding transcription factor activity, RNA polymerase II-specific. The record is from RefSeq and is a predicted model, not a curated record. The transcript is spliced from 3 exons. Bases 598 to 1638 code for a protein of 346 amino acids. Lineage: Eukaryota; Metazoa; Chordata; Chondrichthyes; Myliobatiformes; Dasyatidae. Gene Ontology annotation, cellular component: nucleus.